CGUCACUUUAGAUGACGUCACGGACCACCUGACGUCUCGCGUCUCCACUUUAAAAACCGGCUGCUUGUCUCUGCAUGUCGGCUUUGGAACAGGAGAUCCCCGAAAACAACUGAUGAUCAUCAUGGCGAUUAAAACAAUCUCGUUUUUAGUGCUAAUUGCACAUGUAUGCAGCGUCUCCUCAAAAGGUGAGGAGAGUUUUGUUAUAGAAGACAGACGACCUACACAGCAAACACUCACAGAAGCACUGAACUCUACACUGAGUAAUUCUACACUGAUCCAAAAAGAGCUCAAUUCUUCAUUGCAUAUCUCAGAUGAGGCUGUUGAGUUCCUGAAAGGCCCGCUGGUCACCCGCUUCAUGCCGUCCUUCUACAUCAUCAUCAUCCUCAUCAGUUUGCCUCUGAACGCUUUUGCUUUGGUGACGUUCACCUGCAGGAUCAGAGAAAAGAAACCAGCUGUGAUCUACAUGUCUCACCUGGCGUGUGUGGAUCUGCUCUUCGCCCUGCUGCUGCCUCUGAAGAUCCACUACCAGCUGAACGCUUCUGAUUGGCUGUUUGGUGAGGCGGCGUGUCGUGUGCUCACUGCAGCUUAUUACUGCUACAUGUACUGCUCCAUACUGCUGAUGAUGUGCAUGAGUGUGGACAGACUGCUGGGCGUUGCGCUUCCCAUCGCUUCUUUAACUUGGAGGAGCACAAGGAAAGCCUCAUGCGUGUGUGUGCUGGUCUGGCUGCUGGCGCUCAUUGGUACUGUGCCACUGCUCUCAAUGAGACAAACAUUUCCCAUUAAAAAUGUGGGCAUGACCUGUCAUGACGCGCUGCAGCAGGACUCAACAGAACAGGUUUACCUGUACCUGUUCUUCAUCCUCUCCUGCCUGUAUUUCUUUGUGCCGCUGGUCAUCACUUUAGUGAGCUACUCCACCAUCAUAUAUGUGCUCAGAGUAAAGUCUGACCGCAUUUCUUCAUCUUCAUCCAACAGAAAAAGAGCUGUGAUCAUGACUGUUUCUGUGCUGAGUGAGUUUGUGGUGUGUUUUGGUCCAACCAACGGCAUCUUGCUGUAUCACUGCAUUCGUUUAGCUACUGGAAUAAAUGGGGAGGGAAAUUCAUCAUAUGCUGCUUACAUGUUGGCUGUGUGUUUGGGGAGCGCAAGUGUUUUUCUGGACCCUCUCCUGUACUAUUAUGGUUCAUCUCAUUACAGAAAGAUAAUCAAGUCUGUGCUGAGCAGGAAAAAGCAGAAAAAGCAACCCCAUGUAACGCGACUGUUACUAAAAACCAGCCCUGCAGCGACGUGUGAAACUUAAAGUGCCUCAUUAUGCUUUUUUUCCUCAAAUAUCAUGUGUAACUCAUUCAUUCAUUUUUCUUUGGCUUAGUCCCUGAUUUAUCAGGUGGCGCCACAGUGGAAUGAACCGCCAACUAGUGCAGUGGAUGCCCUUCCAGCCGCAGAAGGUGUAAUUGUGUGUUCACACUGUACAGUGUCAAAGUGAGAGUGUCAAAGUAGCCGGAUGUCAUUCAUUUUCAAUGGGAGCCAGCAGCAAUACGCGGGGAGGAGCGGUGUGGUGCGUCUUAGCCGGCAGUGCAGUAAAGACAGACAGUUUUGUCACCAUGGUGGCCAGCGCAAACUUUAACGCUCUCACCGCCUUCGGUGCAACUCUUCAAAUGAAUUUAUCCAGAAACUUGUGAUGUGAAAUGAAUUUUUUUUAAAUUCAAUUGUUUUACAUUCAACUAUUGUUGCUUUUUAGACCUUUUGUUUUUUUUGAUCUGAUGCACAGAAGCAGCGAUUUAUUUAUCUAUUUAAUAUAUCUCAUUAUUAAUUGCUGAUAACGCACAAAGCAUAAUUGUAAUUGCAUGUCAUUUUCAAAGCAGAUGUUUGUUUUCAGAAAGGUUGAAGGUUCCCAUGCUUUGUACUGUACUGCAGUGAAAUAAAUUCACGUUUCUAUGCUCAUUUAUAGAAGUCUUUUCAGUUUGUAUGGCCAUUGCCGUUGA
Messenger RNA from Danio aesculapii, 1976 nucleotides. Its product is annotated as proteinase-activated receptor 1. The record is from RefSeq and is a predicted model, not a curated record. Gene Ontology annotation, cellular component: membrane. Bases 113 to 1294 code for a protein of 393 amino acids. Lineage: Eukaryota; Metazoa; Chordata; Actinopteri; Cypriniformes; Danionidae. Gene Ontology annotation, molecular function: thrombin-activated receptor activity. Gene Ontology annotation, biological process: thrombin-activated receptor signaling pathway; blood coagulation; phospholipase C-activating G protein-coupled receptor signaling pathway. The transcript has 2 exons.